Messenger RNA from Homarus americanus (American lobster), 2142 nucleotides. RefSeq names its product 25S rRNA (cytosine(2870)-C(5))-methyltransferase-like. NCBI's taxonomy places the organism in Eukaryota, Metazoa, Arthropoda, Malacostraca, Decapoda, Nephropidae. Gene Ontology annotation, molecular function: rRNA (cytosine-C5-)-methyltransferase activity. The record is from RefSeq and is a predicted model, not a curated record. Bases 1 to 2142 code for a protein of 713 amino acids. Gene Ontology annotation, cellular component: nucleolus. The transcript has 6 exons. Gene Ontology annotation, biological process: maturation of LSU-rRNA; rRNA base methylation.
AUGGCGUUAGAGUUUGAGAAGGCCCCACAACCCAUAGUAAAGGAAGAUGAGAGUACCACCCGGAUAUCGCAGGAGCCAAGAAUGUUUCAGCCUACCACAGAGGCACAAUACCGUCCCACACAAUCAUACGAUCCCUUAGAGAUUGACAAAAUCCUCACCCAGUCAGACCUGAAAUCUCACGUAAUGGAUUUGCAGUCGGAACUAGUGAAAGAAAUUUUGAAGUUGGUUGACGGGUCCGAUGACUCACACGUGUCCAACGACUCACAGAAAAAAGACAUAAAGCCAAGUAACUCUCUCGAAAAGGCACAUCAAGAAGACAUAGAGGCACGUGAAGAAGCCAGACAGGCACGUAAAAAAGCCAAACGGGCACGUAAAAAAGCCAAACGGGCACGUAAAGAAGCCAAACGGGCACGUGAAGAAGCCAAACGGGUACGUAAAGAAGCCAAACAGACAGACAAAGACAAACAGACACAUAAAGAAGACAAACAGACACAUAAAGAAGACAAACAGACAUGUAUAGAAGACAAACAGACACAUAAAGAAGACAAACAGACAUGUAAAGAAGACAAGCAGGAACAUAAAGAAGCCAAUCAGGCACGUAAAGAAGCCAAACGGGCAGGUAAUGAAGCUAAACAGAAAUGUAAAGAAGACAAACAGGAACAUAAAGAAACCAAUCAGGCACGUAAAGAAGCCAAACGGGCAGGUAAUGAAGCUAAACAGAAAUGUAAAGAAGACAAACAGGAACAUAAAGAAGCCAAUCAGGCACGUAAAGAAGCCAAUCAGGCCCGUAAAGAAGCCAGACAGGCACGUAAGAAAGCCAAACUGGCACGUGAAGAAGCCAAAUGGGCACGUGAAGCCAAACAGACAGACAAAGACAAACAGACACAUAAAGAAGACAAACAGACAUGUAAAGAAGACAAGCAGGAACAUAAAGAAGCCAAACAGGAACAUAAAGAAGCCAAACAGGAACAUAAAGAAGCCAAACAGACAGGUAAACCACGCGAGCACUCACGAUGCACCUUACAGUCGAAGCUGUUAAACUCACUUUUGAAGAAGGCCGGCUUGACCAACGAAGAACUCCGUGCAUUGGCCAGUGAGAAAAAAAUGUACUUAAAAAAACAGGUCACACGAAAGCUCGUCAGGUUUCUCAUUGGUGUAUAUUAUUAUAAUGUUCGCCAGAGGUAUUUUAAAAAGAAGAUCAGGUUUCGCUGGUUUAGGGAGCUGAUGUUCAACAAUAGGCUUCAACAAAACAUCGACUGGUGUGAUUGGAUAACCGCGGCCAGGUCUUCUGCAUGGUCCCAUCUAGUGAGGACCUACAACUGGAAAAAAUACGUUGAGUAUACCAAGACGAACCCUGAUCCUAGGAUACCAGAGUUCGAUGGGGACAGAAGGUUGACGCAGCCCAGGUUACCCUCGCCAGAUGACACAGCUCCUCCAGAACGCCCAAUCUACUGCAUGUACUACGGUUGCCAGGGAGCGUCGGGGAUGCUACCGGUGUUGGCCCUGGCACCAGAGAAAGGUUCGUCAGUGCUCGACCUCUGUGCUGCAGCUGGACACAACACCAUUCUUGCUGGGAUGUUUACGAAGAGGCAGGGUAUGGUGGUGAGUAACGUGCUAGUGAUGCAGGACGAAGCUGUCAUCCAGAACAACAUUCAUCGCCACUGUUUCCUAAACGCCAUCGUUGUUCGGAUUGAUCUUCAACAGCUUCCACAGGGAAUGCGAGAGUCGUUUGGAUAUGCCCUGGUGGACGCCCCUUCCUCGGGUACCGGGUGUGUCAGAAGUUUUGAGAGGGACGACUGGCCACAAAACGAUAUUGAGCAGGUUGAUGUCUGCGUCAAACUCCAGAAGGUCCUUAUUCUUGACGCUAUUGAUGCACUCCAGGUUGGUGGGUACCUCGUGUACUCCACAACCUCUGUAUUGGUCGAGGAGAACGAGGCUGUGGUGAGCUAUGCGCUGUCUGAGAGGAACGUCAUGCUGGUGCCCAUUGAUUUGCCAUUCGGUAAGGCUGGCUUGGUCACCCACCAGGAUUAUAGGUUUAGGGAAUCUAUGAAGAGCUGUAGAAGGAUCUAUUCUUUCCGUCACAACAUCCAGGGUAUAUUUCUCGCCAAAAUGAGGAAACUGAGCCCCGGAGAAUCACACUGA